Molecule: messenger RNA, 2066 nt
Organism: Sceloporus undulatus (fence lizard)
Lineage: Eukaryota; Metazoa; Chordata; Lepidosauria; Squamata; Phrynosomatidae
Gene: NECTIN4
Product: nectin cell adhesion molecule 4
Exons: 10
Coding region: 429-2063 (544 amino acids)
Biological process (GO): heterophilic cell-cell adhesion; homophilic cell-cell adhesion
Cellular component (GO): adherens junction
Source: RefSeq, a predicted model, not a curated record
GUUUCAAAAUGGCUCCCCAAAUGGCCCACUUUCCACAUAACAAUGUGGGUUACUGGUUUCCAAGGUUUUGUGUGGUGUAUUUACCCUGUUCGGCCAUAGAAACCCAGUGGAGAACAGGUUGUUGGAGUUUCAAAACAGAACGCCCGAGACGCGACAACCGAGCCGGGGCCACGAAACUGGCGCAUCCCCUUUGGAGAAGAAAGACCCCUUGAGCGUGGCACGGCGGUUGGUCUUGUGCCAAAGGAUGAAGGCCCCUUUGCGUUGCCCCCUUUGGCUGGCAUGACCUCUAGCUUUGCCCUUUCGGACCAGAGGUCGCCUGGACGGCUCCUUUGAUCCUCUUUCGUUCCAGAAUCUCCUCUCCUGUCUGGCUACAAACUUGACAGUGGCAGCUUCCAAACCCAAGUGAUCCUCCAUCCCUUCUUCGCACCAUGAUUCGGAGCGGACUCCUCUUUUUGGUGACCCUCUCCGGUGCAUUGGCAGGAGUUUUGAAUCCCCGGAGCAGCAUCACAGCGGUUCUCGGCAAAGAUGUGGCCCUGCCCUGCUCUUACCAGGCCACAGAAGAGGAGAAGGUGCUCCAGGUCACGUGGCUGAAGCGUGGGGAUGAUGGGACCGGCAUGGAGUUGGCGGUGCUGCAUGCAGAGCAUGGGACGCAUGUCCAAGAUGCCUAUGCCGGACGGGUUUUGCGCCACUCUCAAGGGUCCCUCAACGAUGGAUCCAUCUUGUUGAAGAAUGCCGUGCAGGCGGAUGAAGGGACCUACGAAUGCCAACUGAUCACCUUCCCUUUGGGCAAAUUUGAAUCCAAAAUCAACCUCAAAGUCCUAGUGCCACCAUUGCCAACGCUGAACCUCGGCCCUCCGCUAGAGGAAGGUCAGGGCCGCACCCUGGCUGCCUCAUGCACUGCGGAAGGGAACCCCAUCCCGACUGUGACCUGGGAGACGGAGGUUCGUGGAGAGGCCAAAAGCCAGGAGUCUUCGCAUCCCCGUUCGGCCUCGGUCACCAGCGAGUUCUACGUGGUGCCCGGGCGGAGCAUGCAUGGCAAGGCUCUGACCUGUGUGGUCUCGCACCCGGGGCUGCAGCACAAGAAGAGGAUCACCCACACCCUCAACGUGGCAUAUCUCUCAGAUGCUUCCAUCUUGGGCCAUGAAACAGAGGAUGACUGGACCGAGGGCAAAGAGGGGACCUCUCUGAAGUGCCUUGGGGAUGGGAACCCUGCACCCACCUACAACUGGACGCGGCUGGACGAACCCCUUCCAGGAGGAGUGAAAAUCAAAGGAGACACCCUGAUCUUCCAGAAAGCCCUCAGCUCUGAAGACGAAGGCACCUAUGUUUGCCAAGUGGCCAACAGCUUUGCCACCAAGGAAGUCAGGGCCACCGUCAGCAUAAUAGGGAACAAAGCCAAGCAGGUGGACGUGGUCUCCAUCUCCAUGAUUGGAGCCGGCAUCAUCUCCGUGGUCCUCCUGGGUUUGCUGGUCCUGGUGGUCAUCCUCAUGACCUGCUACCACAAGCGGAAAACCAAGCGUAUCACCGAGAAAUAUGAAGAAGAGCUGACCCUGACUCGGGAGAACUCCAUCCGGCGCCUCCAUUCAAGCCACAGCACCGACACCCGGAACCAGACGGAAGAGAACCUCCCCUUGAGGUCCGAGAGCCGUCAGGGCAGUUUUCGGGGUGACAGCCUGUGCCGGGAGAGCCUGCGGACAGACAGUCUGUGCCGGGACAGCCGGCAAGGGAGCUUCCGAGCCGACAGCCUCCGGGAAACCAGCCUGUGUUCGAUCAUGGGCGAGGAAGCAGAAGGACGCAGCUACUCCACCUUGUCAACGGUGAGAGAAAUCGAGACCCAGACAGAGCUUCCUCCUCCACCCCCAACUCCAGUCCAGGAAAACCAGACAGAGAAGGAGAACGAGGAGAAAGAGAAGGAGAAAGAAGAGGAGGAGGAACGAGAGCAGAGAGACGGGGAGAAGAACAUCAAGCAGGCCAUGACUCACUUCGUCCAGGAGAACGGCACGCUCCGGGCCAAGCCCACCACCAACGGCAUUUACAUCAAUGGCCGGGGACACCUGGUGUGACGC